CACCCGCCCCCCCAACCCUACCCUUCACUCAGACGCCAGUGAACUAAUCCACCUCGGCUGUACUGUGCUGUUAUACUUGGAGGAACUAACUUGCUGGCAAUGUCUGGAGUCCGGCCUUCCCCCACAUUUUCGCAGCUAACCAUCUGAAAAGCCUGCAGUCUCCAAUGGUUCUACUCAGUAUAGGAUGGGACUUACGUUGAGUGGAGCGUACCUUGCACUUAUUCUCGCUGUUCAGCUCGCUUAUCUGUUCCAUACUGUGCGAGCAGCCGGCAAGUGCGAUGCAGUGUUUAAAGGGUUCUCGGAUUGCUUGCUGAAGCUGGGAGACAACGUCGCGAACUACCAGCAAGAUAUGGACGACAAGCAGAAUGUUGAAACCAUCUGCUCAUACUGGAACGACUUCCACGCAUGCGCCACGACUGCCAUCGCGGAUUGUCAAGAUGGAGCAACUGAUGUUUGGGAAAAACUCAAAAAAGAUUCCAAAAACCUGGAUUUCGAAGGCAGUUUGUUUGACCUGUGCGAAAGGAAUAACUCUGCAAUAAGCCCCCAGUGUUUCACCUUCGCCGUUUUAACAUUGUCCGUCUUACUGACCUGGAUCCUACUCUAGAGACAUCACACACAACAAAAAACAAACAGCAUUUUUGCAAACACACGCCGCCCACCCGCCCAUGUAGCGUGUGUGGAAAUGUUGCAAAAAAAAUCAUUUCAGAAUGACAGGACCUUGUGAUUCAUCAGUGACCCAGAAGGUAUUUGCCAGGAGUGGAAACUGUCUCAUGUCUCUUUUCUUUUAGAUUGUUCUUAUUUCGUUUCUUUUCCAUUUAAACACACAAGCGGUUUUGUUUUUGUGUCAUUUGCCAAAAUGUUACCGAGGAGCGUCAACCUUCUUUGAAAACAGCAAAACAAAAACUGCACCGAGAACCUAACUCAACAAGAGGAUAUCUCCAACCAGAUGCAGACCAGAACCCCAGAGUUCGGUUCAAAACUCAGGAACGGCCUUUGGGCCAAAGGUUAAAGUUGUUGUCGGCCCUUCUGAGGAUCAGAGAGAGAGAGAGAGAGCAAAAGGCUGGCCACUCUAUUGUGUGAAUCUUGGUGAAUGAACACCUUCGCUGUAUUUCUUACUGCCACCAUCUCUGUCACUUUGGACACGUCGAACGAUGAAUGGGAAAGGAAAAUCAGCCGCUGCAAAUUUUACAUCCUGGAAAAAGGCUGGAGAUUUCGGGGUAGUCUGACUUUCAGUUUGAGCAUGUUUUAAAAAGGUGAUUGUUGAAGGAGUUUUUUUUAUUUUUGCUUACUGCGCGGAAUGAGGAAGGUUUAUCUGUGGAGGAGAGUGGUAUAAUAAUCAAUGUUUCAUGGUUAGUUCUGCAGGCAGUAAAACAGCGUUACCAAGGCGACAGCCAAAGCAUGGAGUUUAAAGACCAGCUUCAGGUGGGAGAGUUAAGCGAUGGGCCAGAGAGACAUAAAGCAAUACAUUGAUAGGGACGGUGGCAGAGAUAAAACGUCGCCGCUAAAGAGAUUUUCCCUUAACGCUUAAACACAACAGAGAGAAAAGUAAAUUGCGGUUUUUCGUUUUGCACGCCUGAAGAAUAGCAGACAUUUUUUCCAAGUGCCUUUUUUUUGUUUAAAACCGCGGCCAAAACUCCCGGGAGCUGCUGUUUGUAGAGCGAGUGGCCGCUGUAGGAUUAGUCGUGUAUCUGUUGCCGCCUCAGGGUCACUGAGCCUGGGGCCGCUGCCUGAGAUCACAGCGAGCCGCGUAUGCAAACAACGUUCUGUCAGCUCCUGGCUCGAUUUUUUUUCUCUCUCCCUUAACCCAGAGUCAGCUGGUAUUCAAUUAACUUCUCCUCCAGUCCCGUGGCAGCAGGGCCAGGAUCUCUGAAUGAGCUGAAAGGUAUAUCAGAGUCGGCGCAUUGACGACUCCGAAGAAAGUUAGGUCUGCAUCAGAGUUACAUUUCACUGUUGGUCACUAGACACAGCACUUAGAUGUAGCUGUAUCCCUGAACUUACACAUUCCACACAUUACAAUUGACGUAUUAAUAUUGGACGAAAUUUAACAAAAUGUUGAUCAUGAAAUUUAAUUUACAGUAUUACAAGCACUUUUUAUAUUAAAACGUCCCUUUUGCGUUUUUGCCUUUCAGAAAUAAGCCAAGAAAAACAACACUAUCUUAGUAAAGUCUGUAAAUUACCUAAUAAUAAUUUUAUUCAAGCUGUCUCUAAGCGUCACGAGAGAGUACCACCACAUUCCCUCACAUGCUGGCACUUCUAGUGAUUUUAACCAAACGCCUUACAUGUCGUUAAAAAACUGUUUUGUUUUUGUUAUAACGUGGCUAGUAUCUGGACUCCCGUUCUGAGGAAGGGUCACUGGACCCUGAUUUCCGCUGCCAGGCCUGCUGAACUUUUCCAGCAAUUUCUGUUUUUGUAUCUGGACUCCCCAGUUUAGCGCAUGAAUGGAUGAAUGCACUCAAACACCUUCGGGCGCCUGUGAAAUCUCCUCAGUCUUUAACCCCCCUGGAGUAGCUUUCAGAGUUCGGCCAAAACGCUAGCCCAGCGAAAGCAGUAUGUUCACUGGAAUACACUCACAGUUCAGGCCAAUCGAUGGUUUGUAACGGCGGAUGUAGCUACUGGCGAGGGUUAAAUUCUAAAGAGGAAAAAUAAACUAUAUAAUAGCAGCACAUCACAAUGCAUCCGAUCAGCCGUCUUAGCCCCGAUUCCAGGAGAUUUUUGCUUGUGGAAAUAGGUAUUUGCGAAUUCCAUUGACGGGUCCAACAAAACUGCAUUCGAAAAAAUAGUUACCUCAAUUUAAAAAAAGGCCAUUCGCAAAAUUUGUCGUUUUGCCGCAGUCAUUAACAUAUAGGGUGACUUUUUCUCACUAGCCACUUUGGCUCUCCCUCUGUUUUGGGAUAUUACACAGCAUCGCUGUCGUUAUUUUUUCAUUUAAGCUCUUGUACUCACAACGCGAAGUGAAUUAAAUGUGUUAAAAUGAUUCCGGUUAAUGCUUACACCCCAUCGAAGUGGGGCGGAUGCCUUUAUGCUUGUUUUUCUGUAAAACCCCUGUCUCCCUGAAUCAGUCCCGAACGAACCUGUGCAAACGUGUUGUGAUUGUAACUGCCUGAUGUGUUGUGAAGAGCCGCGAUUUUGUUUAUUUAUUUUAAGAUGUUUUUUUUGUCUUUACUUUUGUUCGACGUUGUAAUAAAAAUGUUGCAGCGUUGCCUCGGCCUCUCUUAAGGAAAUGAAUGUGAGAUGAGCAGAAGAAAGGGGAAGGUCAGAGGGCGACGGCAGAUGUGUGUUUCAGCAUUUGGAAAACUUGUGUGCUCAUCGAUGCUGACCUGGUCUGCCGAGAGUGUCCCACAGAAGGAGGAUUGUGAGGAACUGGCAUGCCAGCGGGUUUCCCUCCGCUUGUCCUAUUGCAAUAACAUAAAUAAAGAGGCAACUGGAGUGACACUGUUUUCUUCCACGUUCUUGCAAAUCGCCCAGCUCCACUCUUCUGCUCACCGUGAAGCUAAUUUCUACAUGCAUGGAAUUUCUGUUUCGUUCGAAGAUUCCAGCCAGUGCUGUACCGGCGGGCUUGUCUUAUACAUCCAGACCUGGGCGGUACGUUACCGACUGUUAAACUGGACAAUUACGUUUCUGUACCCCUUUGUUCUGUGGGAAUAAUGUGGAAAGGCGAUGGGGGAAAAUCGAAUCUCUUAGGAUUUAACAUUUCUGUUGUAAAGCCGGUUUAUUUUUGGAUUUGACUACAUCAUUGACUUUCGUCCACUUAUUACAAACGAUGCUUUUUAUUUUCUUUUAAUUUUUAAAAUAUAUAUUCGUUGUGUCAUUUUGUUUGUAAU
This is a messenger RNA of Stegostoma tigrinum, 3821 nucleotides long. RefSeq names its product neuritin 1a (gene nrn1a). The coding region runs from base 185 to 604 and encodes 139 amino acids. Gene Ontology annotation, biological process: neuron projection extension; nervous system development. The record is from RefSeq and is a predicted model, not a curated record. NCBI's taxonomy places the organism in Eukaryota, Metazoa, Chordata, Chondrichthyes, Orectolobiformes, Stegostomatidae. The transcript has 4 exons. Gene Ontology annotation, cellular component: plasma membrane.